AUUCCUUGGUUUCAUAUAACACGGACGGCCGAUCUCUUCGCCUGCAAUUAGUCACAAAACCUACGGAAAGAGAAAGAGAAAGAGAGAGAAGAGGAACACAGACAGACAUGGCGGCAACUGUGAGCGCUUGGGCAAAACCUGGCGCCUGGGCUUUGGAUUCCGAGGAGAACGAAGACGAGCUUCUGCAGCAGGGAAAGGAAGACGCCGCUAACGCCGAUGCGCCGCUUUCCGACUUCCCUUCCCUGGCCGCCGCCGCCGCCACCAAGACUAAGAAGAAGAAGCCUCAGAUCUUUUCUCUACAGGAGUUCUCCACUUACGGAUCGGCUAAGCAGCCUCAGCCUCAAUCCGUGGGGCUUACUCCCGAGGAGAUCAUGGCGCUCCCCACCGGCCCUCGCGAGCGAACUGCUGAGGAGCUUGACCGCUCCAGGCUUGGCGGCGGUUUUAGAUCCUACGGUUCUUCGUACGACAGGCCUGCUCGCGACGACUCGCGUAGGCCGAGGGACUCCAAUCGGGACUUCGCUCCUUCUCGCGCUGACGAGACUGAUGACUGGGGAGCAACCAAGAAAUUUACAGCGGGUAACGGUUUUGAGAGGAGGGAAAGGGGGGAGAGAGGAGGGUUUUUCUCCGAUUCGCAGUCUAGGGCUGAUGAUUCUGAUAAUUGGGCCGCGAAAAAGGCUUUCGUUCCAUCCGAGGGAAGGAGGUUUGAAAGGAGAGGCAGUUUUGAGUCAAAUGGCGGCGGGGGAGAUUCAGAUAACUGGACCAAGAAGAAAGAAGAGGAGGGAUGGAAAUCCAGGUCCGAAGGCGGCGCAUUUGAUAGCUUAAGAGAGAAGAGACGUAGUAAUGGAACGGAUUCAGAUUCUUGGGGGAAGAAAGGAGAGGAAGGAAAUGGUGGUGGUAAUUCUUCAAGGCCAAGGUUGAAUUUGCAGCCCAGGACAUUGCCCUUAGCUGAAGGGCAGCAGAAUGGGAAUGGGAAUGGGAAUGAAACCACAGUGAAACCCAAGGGGUCGAAUCCCUUCGGGGAUGCUAGGCCGAGGGAAGAAGUUCUGAAGGAGAAGGGGCAGGACUGGAAGGAGAUUGACCAAAAGCUAGAGUCUGUAAAGAUCAAGGAGGUUGGUGAUGCUCCUUCUUCAUUCAGAAAGAAGGGCUUUGGGAGUAGUAAUGGACGUUCCCGCUCUCCAGAGAAGACCUGGAGGAAGCCGGAGGUGAAUGAUGCUCCUCCUCGGCCUUCCAGUUCCAGUGCUGAUAAAAGCGGGGAAAAGCCUGUGGAUGAAAGUGGAGAUGCUGAAUGCGGACACAAUGAGCAAGAAAAUUAGUGUUACUAUAAAGUUUUGAGGCGGCAGACCAAUGGAUGAUGUAUUGCUUCGUUUCUGUGUUUUGCGUUCUUUAUAAUUUAUAUAUACCUUUGUCUUGUCCCAAAUUCAUGUCCUUGUGAUUGGAAGAGAUUGAAUCAAUUUUGGUAGAACUACAAGUAGAGACACCACUAUUUCAUGGCUACAAAGCUUAUCUUUUGUGGUUGUGGGUGGAGUUGAUUAAUGAUUUUGGAUGGAUUGAUUGAUUGGUCCCUUAUUUAACUCAGUUUUUAGGUUCAUAGUUGAGUACUUCAACUGUUUCCUCCCCAUCUAAAGCCUUGUUCCUUUCUCCUUGUGAAAACCACUACUCUUACUUAGUAGCCUUCUUUUCUCUUAUAUUAUGCAAUUUUGCCAAAAUGAUCAACAA
Molecule: messenger RNA, 1716 nt
Organism: Ipomoea triloba (trilobed morning glory)
Lineage: Eukaryota; Viridiplantae; Streptophyta; Magnoliopsida; Solanales; Convolvulaceae
Product: eukaryotic translation initiation factor 4B3-like
Exons: 2
Coding region: 108-1313 (401 amino acids)
Molecular function (GO): translation initiation factor activity; mRNA binding
Source: RefSeq, a predicted model, not a curated record